AUGGUCUCCCUAAGGCGAGUCGUUACAGCCACCAGCUCAGCUACGAUCCGGCUGACGGCUUUUGUUUUUCUGAGAUGGAUCCCCGGAUACCCUUUUGCACCUAUUAUUUUCACAUCUUUGGUCAUUUAUUUAUCAUCGCUCUUCUCAUUAGCUAAGGAUGAUCAACCCUCUGGGGAUCGCCCCGAGAAGGGCGGGAAGAACUCCACCAGUGCAACUGGUUCCGGCGAUUCCGCGCUGAAGACUCUUCUUACGGGUCUCCCUUCUAAGGGGUCGCCCGUUUGGACGUGGGCUACAGCACUUAUCAACGUUGGUGUGGCCCUGCUAGCACUUGAUUUCUUGGUUCGAGGCUUCCUGGUGUAUCCUACCCAAGAUGUGUCAUUUUCACGCAUUGGAUAUGUAUCGCCGACCACCGCUAAUUUGGUCUUCCGGGAGCCCGACACGGCUCAAUUACCUGUGGUGAUUUCCUACCAAGAAGCCUCCCAAAAUGCUCAAAAAUGGACCCAAGAAGGCACCGUCUAUAAGUUGGACAAUACUACAGAUUUCACAUCCAUGGUGAAAUUGAAAAAUCUGAAGCCCGGAACCCACUAUCGAUACUCAUUGUCGAACAACAAGACGGGCAGUUUUGUGACAUCCCCCCGUCCAGGAUCCCUUGAGGCAAACAGAAUGUCCUUUAUCACAUCAAGCUGUCUGAAGCCAAACUUUCCAUACAACAUUUUGUCCCAUCCACUGCGAGUCCCAGGAAUUGAACAAAUGACCGAUGUCAUCGCAAAUUUACCAUCACUCCUUAAACCAGCUUUCAUGCUCUUCCUCGGCGACUUCAUCUACAUUGACGUACCCUUCCGAUUCGGCUCCUCAAUGGACCACUACCGCAGUGAAUACCGACGUAUCUACUCGUCUCCCUCGUGGGAUUACAAGUCAGGAGAGACUCUUGCAAUCGAUCUCCCCUGGAUCCACACUCUGGACGACCAUGAAAUUGAAAACGACUGGUCAAAGGGUAACAAGACCGCUCCAUACCCAGCAGCAGCCGACCCAUUCAUCCAUUACCAUGUCAGCGGAAAUCCACCCGUCCCUGCAAAAUCGUUCGCACACCCGGACGAUGUAACCUAUUUCUCAUUCGUGAAUGGUCCUGCCUCAUUCUUUAUGCUCGAUACUCGCACGUAUCGUUCCGAGCCAUCGCAGCCGAACUCAACUAUACUCGGAUAUGCACAACUUCAAUCUCUUCUGCACUAUAUCUCUACACCCGAACCAGCGGGCGUCCAUUGGAAGAUUAUCUCAUCCAGCGUCCCAUUCACUAAGAACUGGCACGUCGGCAACACAGAUACAUGGGGUGGUUUCCUGGACGAGCGACGCAUAGUUUUCGAAGCGAUGUGGCGCGCUGAACGAACUUUCGGUAUAAGAAUUGUUCUUCUAAGUGGUGAUCGUCACGAGUUCGGUGCUACUCGAUUCCCGGAUCCGGAGCUUGCUUUAUCAUCUGAUGAGCUUCAGCCCAAUACUGCUGGACUGGGUCUCCAUGAGUUUAGCGUAGGACCCCUUAGCAUGUUCUAUCUUCCUAUUCGGACCUAUCGUCAGACCGAUACGGAGGAUGUAGCUGUGAAAUACGCACCGGAUGGAAAUAGCAAGUUUGGGCUUAUUGAUAUUGCUGAAGAGGUGGACGGAGUGGAUUUCCCGGGGCGCAGCUCGGUUCUUACUUACUCGCUCUAUGUGGAUGGUGAAGUUGUAUGGAAGUAUCAGCUUAGUGUUCCUGUUCGACAUGGUGAUGGGACUCGAAAUCUUCUUCCUGGCCGUGUGCUUGAGGAUAACUUGACUCGAGAGGGCUGGGAUGUUGUUUUCAAGACAGCAAUUGGAACAAUAGAAGAGAUAGGAGGUGUGGUGCUGAAGAAGGCCCGUGUGGCGUAUGAAGAACUCCUGGAAAGGCUGCAAAAGGCAGAAGGAUCGAAUUAG
This is a messenger RNA of Penicillium longicatenatum, 1941 nucleotides long. Its product is annotated as alkaline phosphatase family protein. Bases 1 to 1941 code for a protein of 646 amino acids. The record is from RefSeq and is a predicted model, not a curated record. The transcript is spliced from 3 exons. Lineage: Eukaryota; Fungi; Ascomycota; Eurotiomycetes; Eurotiales; Aspergillaceae.